AGCCGCAGCCGAGCUGCUGAGCGCCCGUCGCCGCCGAGCCCGGGCGCCCGCCACACGACCGAGGCGUCGCCGUCGCCUCCGCCGCCAUGGAGGCCGCUGCUGCCGCCGCCGCCACCGCCACCGCCGCGCUGCUGCUGUCCGGGGAUUCCGCCGCGGGGCGGACGGACGAGGGCCUGAGGCCCGGAGCCGAGGCCGAGGCGGAGACCGAGACCGAGACCUCGCCUGACGCAGCGGCCGAGCUGAGCCAGCUGGAGCGGUGCGGAGUUUGCCGGGAGGCCCUGAGGGAGCGGCAGCCCCGGCUCCUGCCCUGCCUGCACUCGCUGUGCAAGGGCUGCCUGCACGGCGGCCUCAGCGCCAACUCCACCCCGCCGCCAGGUGAAGGGCUCAUUUGCUGCCCAGUGUGCAGGCAGCAAUGUUACAUAAAGGACAUCAUAGAGAACUACUUUCUGAGGGACACUGGUGAAUUGGACAGCAGCUCAAACAGGAAAGUUAGCCAGGUCUGUACCAGCUGUGAAGAUAACGCUGUAUCCUCCAGCUUCUGUGUCGAGUGUGCUGAGUGGCUGUGCGAUGCCUGCGUAGAGGCUCAUCAGAGAGUGAAAUUCACAAAGGACCACACAAUGAGCAAGAAAAACCCAGGGCUCACAGUUGAUGGGAGGGCAAACUGCGAGCGGCCGAUCUUCUGCUCCAUUCACAGACAGGAGACCCUGAAGCUGUUCUGCGAGACAUGCGACACUCUAACCUGCCGAGACUGUCAGCUGCUCACUCAUAAAGAUCACAGGUACCAGUUUCUAGAGGAAGCCAUCAAGAAUCAGAAACUGACACUGGAAAACCUAGUGAAGAGGUUGACUGAGAAAAAAACCCAGCUGCAAGUGACCACCAAGCAGGUCCGCACCAGGUUGAGAGAUGUCCAGGACAUGCAAAAGAAGGUCCAGGUUGAGAUCAAGAUGGCCAUCCUUCAGAUAAUGAGGGAGCUAAAUAAACGGGGCAAGACGCUCAUCCAAAGAUUGGAGAAGUUGACGGAGGAGCGGCAGCUGAAGCUGGGGCAGCAACACCUGUCCAUGUCCAAACUGUAUCGGCAAAUGGACCAUGUCUUAAAAUUUGCUUCCUGGGCCAUCAGCACCGACAACAGCACAGCUCUGCUGCUCUGCAAGAAAUUGAUCUUUUUUCAGUUGCAAAGAGGGUUACAAUCCAAGGUGAGCACCGAGGAGUUGAAGAAUGACAUUAUUACGUUUCUCUGGGACUCUGCUUUCUGGACAAAGAAUGCGGCCAACUUUGGUAAUGUUGUGAUUGAAAUUCCCCCAACACUGUCGGCACAUCUUCCAGUUCAGCAUCCUUCGACGUCUGGCCAUUCUCCUCAGGCUGUCUCCCAGCACCAGGCUGUCUCCCAGCACCAGGCUGUCUCCCAGCACCAGGCUGUCUCCCAGCACCAGGCUGUCUCCCAGCACCAGGCUGUCUCCCAGCACCAGGCUGUCUCCCAGCACCAGGCUGUCUCCCAGCACCAGGCUGUCUCCCAGCACCAGGCUGUCUCCCAGCACCAGGCUGUCUCCCAGCACCAGGCUGUCUCCCAGCACAAUCGAAUGAUUACGACCCAAGGAACCUCUUGGAGAAGCCACGUACCCAUGCAGCCCUCCCAUCGACCCCCGCCGCCCAGUUACCAGCAGCUCCCGCCCCCUCGUCAGCCUCCUGCACAACAGAGCUCGCAGCAGGUUCUCAUGCGCCAGCCUCACCCAGCUCCGCCAUGGCCCCCAGCAAGUGGACAGACACGGAUGCAGCAAGCAGUGCAGCUGGUCAGGCCAACGGCCGCAAUGCCAAAUGCAAAUGGGAGAUACCUGCAGCAGAUGCAAGUGCAGUUGGUGCAACAAGGGAACCUUGUUCAGAUGCAACAGCAGCAGCUCAUGGGUGAGGUGCUAUUACUGCCACAGAUGAACGGAGUACAAGUCCACCAGCCUCAAGGACAUACUCAGGGAGCUCCCAAGCCACUGAUCAGUGGGCAGCAGCCUCCUACGCAGUACCUGCAAAUGCCCGUCCAACAACCUUCUGCCAUGAACAAACUGCCUUCCCCUGUGCAGCGGCAGCAACCGGCCUUUGGAUUCAGCACGCCUGGUAGUGGACAGUCCCCACCGGUGCAACAAGUAUUUACGUCCAUCGCACAGCCGAGCGUGCCUGUCAGCCGACCUUCUCCUCCGGUACAGCAAGCGCUCCGAUCGAAUACUACUUUCAGCAGGCGGUUACUGUCAAAUACUGCACCCCAGCAAGUUCACCCCAGCCCUCCUGCCAGUCAGAGUACUCAGGUUGGUGUGAACUGCCGUCAGUCUCCAACAUCAAACCUUCACCUUGGCAACAGCCCGGUUUACCAACUCAAGAUGUUGGUGGAGCAGGCAACCUCGUAUCCCUGUGUCAUUCUGCCCCACAGAGACGGUCCGGCCAAUGCCCACGAUCUUAUGCAGAAACAGUAUUCCUAUCCGGGCCCCUCUCUGGUGCCACAGCAGGUUGAUAGAGCUGAUAGUUUACUGUACUCUCUGAUUCCGACCUCCAAUGGAACAAUGUCCUGGUCUGAGUCUGGUACGGAAGGAUUUGUUGAAGGGCAGCCUGCAUAUCGCGUUCCUCGUGCGUUUUCAGAACCAAGGAGGGGUGUGCCCUUCAAGCUGCCAGAUACCAGUAGCAGCAUGGAGCAAGAGGAGCAGAGAGAUCGCAUCAAAGAACUGCAGGAAACUUCAGAACUUGGAUGCAUCCCUUUGCCAUGUAGCUUGAAGUGCAGUGGCGGCAGUUCAAACUCCAGUGCUGAAUCCAAACUGAGGACGAAGGUUCCAUAUGUGCGGUUAGAGCGCUUGCAAAUCGAUCUGUCCACUGACACUGAGCUUCCAACCUUCAAACUGUUACCGGGCAGCGGCCAGGAUGAGUUCAGCCUGAUCGUCAUCGAAGGAGAUGGUUUGCCUUUGAAUCCAUCCUUCAAGGCACCAACUCUGGAGAACACUCUGACGCCACCAAACUCAGCCUCUCCCACGUCAGAAACUGAAAUCGAUUUUGUGUUCAGCGAGAGGACUGAGGUGGCAACCAAGCGUUCCCACCACCCCCUGAGCCCCACGCCCUCCCCCAGUGAAAAGUCACCUGGGAGCAUACCAGACCUAAAAGCGUCCCCGCUAUGCAGCGUCGGUGACAAAGGUGAGGAGCCAGACGAGGUUGUCUGUGUCGUUUGUGGGAAAGGAGGCGAGCUGCCAGGUUGUCGUCGCUGUCUGAAGGUGUUUCACGUUGACUGCCACGUCCCUGCUUUGCCAAGUGUGCCCAGUGUUGAAUGGACGUGUUCACUAUGUGUGGAUUUGGCAGCACCUGAAAUACAAACGGAAAGCUCACCCACAGCAUCGGAAAGCAACAGUGAUGCUGCAACAGAAGGCCUUGGUGCUCUUGAUCAGAGGAAAUGUGAACACUUGCUGUUGUUGCUGCUCUCCCAUAAGGGGAGUCAGGGCCUCCACAACCCCGCUGGACUCUUGCAAUUGAAGAAUCAGCGAGUAAAUCUGUCUUCCAUUAGAGCGAAACUCGAGAAGACUAGCUCAGCCCGUUACUCCAGACCUGAUGAGUUUGUGCUGGAGGUUCGAUUAAUGUUUAAGAUGUGUAGUAAGCUGAUUCAGGACAAGAAGGAGGCGACUGAGUCCAUGAUGACCCUCCAGUCGAUCUUCGAAGAGAGGCUGACAGAUGUCUUCAGCGGCAAAACCUUUGCCACCCCACCAGUGGAUGAGCCGGAGAUGGAGGUGAGCAACAGGCACUGUGACCAAACCGACACGAGGCAGCCGGCUUGUUCUGCAGACGGUCUCGACAGCAGCCCGCUGCAAGCUAAAAGGCGGAGGCUUGACGAAGACUAGCGGCUUUGGAAGGGGAGACCUGCGUUUACAGACCAGUAACGUUGGAUGAAUGGUUGACCUCAGAUUUGAGAGUUGGCUGCCAAGACCGAUCUUGUUGAAUUUGAUUUUGCUCAACAAGACUGUAAAUAGACAAGAGUGCCCUGGCUAGCUUCGGCAACUGUGAUUUGCCAAGAAGACUCGAAUUAAAAGUAUAAACCUGGGCCCAGGCAACAACCGGCAUAAAAACCCAGACCUGCUGAGUUUUUCCAGCAUUUUCUGUUUUUGGCAUAGAAAGACUUCAGCUUCAGAAACCUCCAAUGUUGGGUUCGAGUCUGACUGGAGAACUAGUGCAAAGAUAUUUUGUUUUCUUGGUUUCUGGUUUACUGAGACUUCUACAAGCAAAGGUCAAAACCAGAGUUGUGUUUUUCUAUAUGUAAACUGUAUGUAUUAAAGAAUUCGAUAAUGUGUAA
Molecule: messenger RNA, 4306 nt
Organism: Carcharodon carcharias (great white shark)
Lineage: Eukaryota; Metazoa; Chordata; Chondrichthyes; Lamniformes; Lamnidae
Product: transcription intermediary factor 1-beta-like
Exons: 20
Coding region: 87-3857 (1256 amino acids)
Molecular function (GO): protein binding; zinc ion binding
Source: RefSeq, a predicted model, not a curated record